GGUGGACCUACUGGACCACAGCAGUCGCGACUCGCCGAGUUCAUUAAACUCAAUGUUGUCAGCAAUGAGAGCUGCUCCAUUAAGGGCAGCACUGGCGGCAGCUAGAAGUCAAGCAAGAGCAGGCCUACUACCGUCUUUACGCACAUUGCAUCAUAUUUCCAGCACAUGGGGACCUCCAUCAGCAAACCUCGUGCCCAUAGUCAUCGAACAAACAGGAAGGGGCGAGCGAUCAUAUGACAUUUUCUCUCGCCUAUUGCGCGAACGUGUAAUAAUGUUGUAUGGACCUAUACGGGAUACAGAUUCAGCCCUGACCGUUGCGCAACUCUUGUUCCUUGAAGCCGAAGACUCCUCUAAACCAAUACACCUGUACAUAAACUCCCCUGGAGGAAGCGUGACUGCGGGACUGGCUAUCUAUGAUACAGUACGAUACGUUUCUUCGCCGAUACACACGUACUGUGUGGGACAAGCAUGCUCCAUGGGAUCCCUAUUAUUAGCAGCGGGUGAAAAAGGAAAGCGUCAUUGUCUUCCUAAUGCUAGUAUAAUGAUCCACCAGCCUUCUGGAGGCGCCUCUGGGCAAGCUUCUGACAUUGCAAUUCACGCCAAGGAGAUUUUGCGUGUGAGACAUCUACUCACAAGUAUAUAUCAGCGACAUUGUGCCAAAGGAAAGGAAAGUGAGGCAUCAGGGCUGGAGCGGUUCGAGAGGGCUCUAGAGCGAGAUUAUUUCAUGACGGCACAAGAAGCUCUUAACUUUGGGAUUGUUGAUGGCAUUCUGGAGAAGAGACCAAGUUCCGAAGGCGAUUCAAAUUUGGAUCACAGUGCACGAACUUAAAAACCCCUUCUACUCCCGAUCCGGGCACGAUAUAGAGCUCGCAAUGGAAGCCCCUUUCGCCUUUUUUGUAGUCUCAUCUACGCCCGUGUAAUCUUCGCUGGUGAUGGGGUAGGAUAGUAUGGCUUUUCU
Molecule: messenger RNA, 958 nt
Organism: Suillus subalutaceus
Lineage: Eukaryota; Fungi; Basidiomycota; Agaricomycetes; Boletales; Suillaceae
Product: Clp protease-domain-containing protein
Exons: 8
Coding region: 53-829 (258 amino acids)
Biological process (GO): protein quality control for misfolded or incompletely synthesized proteins
Cellular component (GO): endopeptidase Clp complex
Molecular function (GO): serine-type endopeptidase activity; ATP-dependent peptidase activity; ATPase binding
Source: RefSeq, a predicted model, not a curated record